CAUUUAUUAAAAAAAUAUUUUUAAAUCAAAUGCAAAUCCUAAGCUUGAAUAAAUAGAUUAGGUUAGAACAUUGUAAUAUAUGAAAGUAACAAUUGUUUAUACAGGUCCUUCCCUGCCCCAAACUCACUAACUACUUCCUCUGCGGACUAUAACGCUUCCACGUCUCCCCAUUGCUUUCUUCACUCUUACUGUCCCCUUCAUAUAUAGAAAAAGAAGCUGAAACCCAGAAAAACUCAAGAAAAAGAAAAGAAAAAGAAUGAGAGUUUUGAAAUCCCAAAGCGUAAAACCCAGACCCAUUUCAGAGUUAUUGAUGAAAGUGGGUUCGAUUCGAUGCUACGUUAGUAGUUGUAGGGCAGUGUUGUUGCCUCGGUUCGGUGGACCUGAGGUGUUGGAGCUGCGACCCGAUGUUCGAGUUCCUGAUCUUAAGCCCAAUGAAGUCCUCGUUCGAGCACGAGCUGUCUCUAUUAAUCACCUUGAUACCAGAAUGCGAUCAGGUUAUGGUCGUUCCAUAUCUGAACCGCUUCUGCCUCUGAUUUUGGGACGUGAUGUUAGUGGCGUAGUUGCUGCUGUUGGAGCUUCUGUGAAGUCACUGACUGUAGGGCAGGAAGUUUUUGGUGCUUUGCACCCAACUGCUGUGAGGGGCACAUAUGCUGACUAUGCAAUUCUUUCAGAAGAUGAGCUUUCUCCAAAACCAGCAUCGGUUACUCAUGUGGAAGCAAGUGCCAUUCCUUUUGCUGCAUUGACCGCAUGGCGUGCCUUAAAAAGUACUGCUAGGAUAACUGAAGGGCAAAAGCUGUUAGUAGUAGGUGGUGGAGGUGCAGUUGGUUUUGCUGCAAUACAGCUUGCAGUAGCUGCAGGGUGCCAUGUUACAACUACAUGUGGAAAUCAAAGUAUUAAUCGAGUAAUGGCAGCAGGUGCUGAGCAGGCUGUUGACUACACUGCUGAGGACCUUGAAGUGGUAAUUAAGGGAAAAUUUGAUGCUGUUCUGGACACCAUUGGUGUACCAGAGACAGAAAGAAUAGGCAUCAAUCUUUUGAAUAGAGGUGGACACUAUAUGACACUUCAGGGGGAGGCAGCAGCUCUGAGUGACAGGUAUGGACUACCAAUUGGGCUCCCUAUGGCUACAGCUGUUUUACUGAAGAAAAGGAUUCAAUACCAGUAUUCUCAUGGAAUAGAAUAUUCAUGGAUAUACAUGAGGGCUGACUCGGAAGGUUUACAUGAAAUACGUCGAUUAUCAGAAGCUGGAAAGCUGCAUAUACCUGUAGAAAAAACAUUUCCCAUAACUCAAGUAAGAGAGGCUCAUGAAGCUAAAGACAAGAAGCAAAUCCUAGGUAAAGUAGUGCUGGAACUUGAUUGAAGUUAAUUCUAAAAGCAUGAAAAUAACUUCGAAUUUUUGUAAUUCGAUCUUUCAACAGUUAGGAUAUGGUUUUCUUUUCUUGGCUUGCCCCCUACAUACUAGGAUGUUGUAUAUAAUAUGGGAAUUUUGGAGUGCAAGCCUUCAGUGUCCUGUCAGAAUCUGUAAAUCGCUUGAGCAUAAAUUUUUUCCUUCAUUUUGCUGAAAUUUUAUAGUUUAAGCAUUUUGAAUCAAAAAAUGAAAUUCAUUUGAAUGUGUUACUUGAUUGAACCAUCUAUAAUUAUUAUGAAAGCUUCUGUAAAAUGGUUUGGUCAUCUCAAUUUCUAAAAAUGCAGAAUUUCUGUCAAACUGGGAUGUACCAAUCAAAAGCCUGGGAAAGAAAAGUAUGGGUUAUCCAAUCAGGGAACUUUGAAAUAACCCAGAAAGCUUCAUCUCUUUGAAAGUUCAUCUAUCUUUUGCCUCAAGUUCUCCACCUCUUUCUCUAAAUUUCUGCUUUUCUGAGUCGGUGCGUGGCAGAAACAAUCACACCACUGGUCCAAAGAUAAUACCAAAAAUCUUCUGAAAUGUAAGAAGAUAUUGCUGUAGGAAAACAGCACAGGCCCCCAGCUUAUUAUUAGCUAACGAGUUCUGACUUUUGACCUCUAUUUCUUGCUUACACUGUACUUCUGCCCUGGAGUUUCUAUGCACCUCGUAGAUUAUAAUUAUAGCACCUCCAGCAACCUGAAUAAAGAGAAAUGAAAGUUUUUAUGUGCUAAGAAAAAUAUACCCUUCAUAAUAAAUCAAACAAUGGGUGAGAAUCCAAAUCAUGUCAUCAUUAAAUAUCUAGAUAAUAUACCCUCCAAGAAUCAAUAGGCAGAAUUUAUCCUUUAAUUAGUUCAAAAGAAGGAAAAUAUAAAUAUCCAUAUGAUUAUUGGCAAAAGGAAUUAUAAAUGUUACAUCUGUCAAAUCAAAAUUAAAUGCGUUGUACUCCCACAAAAAUAGUAUAUUAUAUGAUAGUACCAACAAAUGAUAGCCAAUUGAAUUACAACCUAAAAUCACUUAACAUUGAACACAAUAAACUUACCUGUUGAACCAAUCCUCUUUGGUUUUUUUUUAUCUCACUUCCUGCGAGUAUUUAACUUAUGAAUGUCCGAAAUAAUGCAGCUUAGCCCAACUAAGGCUCAGAUAGAUGUGUCAUAGUCAAUACACCAAACCUUAUGGUCAUGAAUAAUGGGAUCGAUCCGGUCCAAUCAUGCCUCAUAACCCUAACCUCGACUAGCCAACUCCAAGCUUGGACCACUUAAUCUUGAACCAUAUGCUGAAAGAUUGACUUGACUCCCCACUAACAUGGAUGGCAUCAUGAUUUUGGAUCAAAAUCCUCAAAUGUCGUAUGCCCCCUUCUUUUGUGACAUUACAGUUGGCUUGACCUUCAAUUUGGGUUUGAUUUAGAAUGCCAAAUCAUCUACUUUAAUC
Molecule: messenger RNA, 2806 nt
Organism: Durio zibethinus
Lineage: Eukaryota; Viridiplantae; Streptophyta; Magnoliopsida; Malvales; Malvaceae
Product: GroES-like zinc-binding alcohol dehydrogenase family protein
Molecular function (GO): oxidoreductase activity
Source: RefSeq, a predicted model, not a curated record